CUAUAUCUAUACAUCAUUAUUCAAAACUUAGAAAUGGCGAACUUGAAUUUUUCUUCUCUCGUUUUGCUGUUCUCACUUUCUCUGAAUUUGGUGCUUACUUCUUCGGCAAUGUCCGCCCAAUCCACCGAUUCCAACUCCGCUUCCCCGGCGGUGCAUAUCGUUUACAUGGAGAAGCCUCGCGAUGAGGAACCUGAGGCCUAUCACAUCCGAACCCUAACUUCUGUUCUCGGCAGUGAAGAAGCUGCUAGGGAGGCUCUUUUGUAUAGCUACAAGAAUGCUGCCAGUGGCUUCUCUGCUAGGCUUACUCCCGAUCAGGUCGCGGAGAUUUCCAAACAAGAAGGAGUUUUACAGGUUGUCCCAAGUCAGACUCUUCAGCUGCAUUCAGGGCCUUCCCGCCUUCACUAGAAGAACAUGGACUCUUUCCAGCAGUUUGAAAGUGCAUACCUAAAUAAAGUGUUCUUUGUCUGUCUAUAUUUUGCUUAUAAUCACAUAUCUAUUCACUAUAUACUAUUACACUCACGUAUCUAUUUUCUAGGGAUAUUCGUACGAAUGGCUCAAACUUUUGGGUCUAGUCCAAUGUUUACUCACCGAAUCAAUAUAAGGUUGUAUGACCUUUUAUUGGUGUCACUUUACAAGUGCUCCAUACAUAUACGGUGAAGUUUUAGCCUUGUUCUAAGUAUCGGUUUUGGUCUAGGUGAAUGCAUAUGUUAUAAACUCAAAGCACAUGAGACCAAGAGUGCAAUCAAUUGUUGUUUUAGUAUUUUGCCUUAUUA
Messenger RNA from Benincasa hispida (wax gourd), 773 nucleotides. RefSeq names its product subtilisin-like protease SBT3.15. The record is from RefSeq and is a predicted model, not a curated record. Lineage: Eukaryota; Viridiplantae; Streptophyta; Magnoliopsida; Cucurbitales; Cucurbitaceae.